Messenger RNA from Lathyrus oleraceus (garden pea), 1713 nucleotides. RefSeq lists its product as uncharacterized. Gene Ontology annotation, molecular function: nucleic acid binding; RNA-DNA hybrid ribonuclease activity. Gene Ontology annotation, biological process: DNA integration. The record is from RefSeq and is a predicted model, not a curated record. The coding region runs from base 1 to 1713 and encodes 570 amino acids. The transcript has 3 exons. NCBI's taxonomy places the organism in Eukaryota, Viridiplantae, Streptophyta, Magnoliopsida, Fabales, Fabaceae.
AUGGAUUUGAUAAAGUACAUAUUUGAAAAGCCUGUUGUUACUAGUAGAAUUUCUCGGUGGAAAAUGUUGUUAAACGAAUAUGAUAUCCAGCAUGUGACUCAAAAAGAAAUAAAGGGGAGUGUUCUGUCUGACUACCUGACUCAUUUACCUGUGGAAAGUUAUCAACCUUUGAGGUUUGACUUUCUAGAUGAAGACAUCAUAUUUAUCAUAUAUUUCACUAUUCCAGGUCACGAGGAAAACCCUGAGGAAGGCCCCGAACCAGGAUUGCGAUGCACGCUCGUGUUUGACAGUGCAUCCAAUGCUCGUGGUCAUGGGAUAGGUGCAAUUAUCACUUCUUCAACUGUUUUCCACGGUCCAUUCACCGCUAGACUAUGCUUUGACUGCACCAAUAAUAUGGCAGAAUACAAGGCAUGUAUCUACGGUAUGGAGGCGGCCAUCGACUUAAGGAUCAGGAUUCUUGAGGUAUAUGGAGAUUCAGCUCUGGUAAUAAGUCAGGUAAAAGGUAAUUUGGAGACUCGGGAUAGCAAAUUGAUACCUUAUAAGGAGCAUAUCAGAAAAUUGAUGCCCUACUUUAAUGAAAUCUCUUUUCACCAUAUUCCUAGGGAAGAAAAUCAGUUAGCGAACGCUCGAGCUAUGUUAGCAUCCAUGUUUAAAGUCAAGUGGAAGAAUGAAGCACCUACUAUCCAUAUUGACCCCUUAGAUGAACCAACUCAUUGUCUAGCAAUUGAGACAAACCCUGAUGAUAAUCCCUGGUUCUAUGAUAUAAAGAUAUUCCUAGAGAAACAACAAUAUCCCGAGGGUAUAUCUAUUACUGAUAAGAAAGCCUUGAGAAGACUCUCUUCCAUGUUUUUCUUAAACGGUUGUGAGGGUGUACACGCGAAAGGUCCUGCUAUGGCCAAGAAGAUCCUUCGGGCUGAGUAUUACUGGACCACAGUGAAGGUUGACUAUUACAACUUUGUUAGAAGAUACCACAAAUGUCAAAUAUAUGGUGACAAGAUUUUUGUGCCACCAACUCCGUUGAACAUUCUGACGUCUCCAUGGCCCUUCUCUAUGUGGGGUAUUGAUAUGAUUAGGAUGAUAGAACCUAAAGCUUCCAAUGGUCAUCGAUUCAUCUUAGUUGCUAUCGAUUACUUCACGAAAUGGGUCGAAGCUGCUUCAUACGCCAAUGUCACUCGACAGGUGGUUACUCGGUUUAUCAAGAAAGAGAUAAUCUACUGCUAUGGAAUUCCUAGCAAGAUCAUCAUUGACAAUGCCAGUAAUCUCAACAGUAAUAUGAUGAAGGAGUUUUACAAGACCUCGGUUCGUACAUCCACUAGGGCAACUCCAUACUCAUUAGUGUAUGGGAUGGAGGCCGUUCUACCAAUUGAAGUUGAGAUUCCUUCACUCAGGGUCAUCAUGGAAUCUUAUCUUGAUGAAGCUAAAUGGGUUCAAUCUCGGUAUAACCAACUGAAUUUGAUUGAAGAAAAGCAUUUGACGGAUGCUUGCCAUGGUCAGUUGUACCAAAGACGCCUCAAACGAGCUUUUGAUAAGAAAGUUCUUCCUCGUGAGUAUCGCUCAGGAGAACUCAUGCUCAAAUGGUAUUCUGCUAUUCACUCGGAUCCUCGGGGCAAAUGGACUCCCAACUAUGAAGGACCUUUUGUCAUUAAGAAGGCUUUCUCAGGUGGAGCUCAAAUCCUCACAACAAUGGAUGGGGAAGAUUUGCCAUCGAGGUGA